ACAUUUAGAUCUGCUUUUUUAAAACUAUACGAUGUGUUUGCCCUCAUAGUUGCCAACACUGAACUAACGGUGCAAUAAUGGCCAACAAGAGGUGUGUCAACCCCUUUGUCCAUCGGUUCCAGUUUCGGACCAUUGAUUACAUACAGCUAAUCAUCGGCUCAAUAAUACUGGUGCCCAUACGUGUGGUGCUAACGCUGUUCCUAUUUCUCGUGGCGUCAAUGAUAGCAAAGUUUGCAAAUUAUUUAUUAGACAAUUGGAAACUCGAUAAAGAAGAUGAAAGCAAAUGGAGGUCUUAUCUACGAGUGCCGUGUGUUAUGACUUUUAGGGCAAUGUUUUUCUGCGCCGGCUUUCAUCGGAUGAAAAUUGUGGACAAGGGCGGUCCCAACGCCGACAAAGAGGCCCGUGUAAUAGUGGUCGCUCCGCACACAUCACCGUUUGACGUGUUAAGCGGUAUUGGACUGAAAAUCCCGGCCCCUGUGGCCCGACACGACUCGAUUGAUAUGCCUUUAUUCGGAAAUGUGAUCAAAAUAACUGAUCCCGUGUUUGUCCAAAGAGACUCCCAGUCGUCGAGGAAUAAUGUGCUGAGCAGUGUCUUAGAGAAGAUUAAAUUUGUCCGCAUCUUCUUCUUUCCCGAAGGCACGUGUACUAAUCGGCGAGCGUUGUGUCAAUUCAAAGCCGGUGCCUUCAAGUUAGGUCUACCCGUGCAACCGGUUGCCCUCAAAUACGACCAAGGUGAUGGACCCGACACACUCAGCUGGACCUGGGAUGGGCCGGCCGUUUGGAAAUCUAUUUGGUUAACUCUGUGCCGGUUUAACACUAGCCUAGAGGUAACCAAACUUCCCGUCUAUUAUCCGUCACCCGAAGAGCUAAAAGAUCCCGAACUCUACGCCUAUAACGUAUCGGUGUUGUUGUCCCGAGAGUUGGAUUUGCCUAAUCUCUACUACUCUUACGAUGACGUGAAGUAUUUACAGCACAAGUGA
This is a messenger RNA of Medioppia subpectinata, 980 nucleotides long. The record is from the annotation of a GenBank genome assembly. Lineage: Eukaryota; Metazoa; Arthropoda; Arachnida; Sarcoptiformes; Oppiidae.